GGAGAUGCUCCCAGGGGAAGCUAAUCCACCUCCAAGUGCUGGUCCACCUCCAGGUGCUGAUCCACCUCCAGGUGCUGGUCCACCUUCAGGUGCUGGUCCACCCUCAGGUGCUGGUCCACCUCCAGGUUCUGGUCCACCUCCAGGUCCUGAUCCACCUCCAGGUGCUGGUCCACCUUCAGGUGCUGGUCCACCUCCAGGUUCUGAUCCACCUGGUGCUGUUCCACCUUCAGGUUCUGAUCCCCCUCCAGGUGCUGGUCCACCUCCAGGUUCUGGUCCACCUCCAGGUCCUGAUCCACCUCCAGGUGCUGGUCCACCUUCAGGUGCUGGUCCACCUCCAGGUUCUGAUCCACCUUCAGGUGCUGGUCCACCUUCCAGGUGCUGGUCCACCUCCAGGUGCUGGUCCAUCUCCAGGGGCUGAUCCACCCUCAGGUGCUGA
Messenger RNA from Notothenia coriiceps (black rockcod), 436 nucleotides. RefSeq names its product basic proline-rich protein-like. The transcript is spliced from 2 exons. NCBI's taxonomy places the organism in Eukaryota, Metazoa, Chordata, Actinopteri, Perciformes, Nototheniidae. The record is from RefSeq and is a predicted model, not a curated record. The coding region runs from base 5 to 418 and encodes 137 amino acids.